Molecule: messenger RNA, 1755 nt
Organism: Miscanthus lutarioriparius
Lineage: Eukaryota; Viridiplantae; Streptophyta; Magnoliopsida; Poales; Poaceae
Source: the annotation of a GenBank genome assembly
AUGGAGCAGUACGAGGUGUUGGAGCAGAUUGGCAAGGGUUCAUUCGGCUCGGCGCUCCUGGUGCGGCACAAGGUUGAGAGGAAAAGGUAUGUCUUGAAGAAGAUCCGCCUUGCACGCCAGACCAACCGGUGCCGUCGAUCAGCACACCAGGAGAUGGAGCUCAUUGCAAAAGUAAGGAAUCCUUACAUUGUGGAAUACAAAGAGGCUUGGGUAGAGAAGGGCUGCUACGUGUGUAUUGUCAUUGGUUACUGCGAGGGAGGGGACAUGUCAGAGGCCAUAAAAAAGGCUAACAGUAACCAUUUCUCAGAAGAGAAACUUUGUAUGUGGCUUGUGCAGCUCCUGAUGGCACUUGAUUACUUGCAUGCCAAUCAUAUCCUUCAUCGUGAUGUCAAGUGCUCAAAUAUAUUUCUCACAAAGGAUCAAAGCAUAAGGCUUGGUGAUUUUGGUCUUGCUAAAGUCUUAACUUCUGACGAUUUAGCUUGUUCAGUUGUGGGAACUCCAAGUUACAUGUGCCCUGAACUUCUUGCUGACAUUCCAUAUGGUUCCAAGUCUGACAUAUGGUCCCUUGGCUGCUGCAUCUAUGAGAUGGCUGCUUUCAAACCUGCAUUCAAAGCAUUUGAUAUGCAAGCAUUGAUAAAUAAGAUUAACAAGUCUGCUGUACCUCCUCUACCAAUGAUGUACUCUGGUGCAUUUAGGGGACUCGUCAAAAGCAUGCUGCGCAAAAGUCCAGAUCAUAGACCAAGUGCUGCAGAACUGCUUAAGCAUCCACACCUUCAGCCCUACGUGUUCGAACUCCAAUUGAAAUCGACUCCUCGCAAUUUGUUCUCUGCUAAGCUUCCUACCAAAUACGUCACAAAUAAGGCUGCACUUUAUGAUGCCGAAGACAAUUGUCCACCCAAAUACAGCAAGAACCAUUCAUUUAAAUUGGAGAGGGCUGUAAAACUUGACCAAGACACUUCUAGGCAUGGUCGUCCUGGUUCUACAACUGGGAAAGACUGUCCAGAACUAAGUGAACAAAUGGAGGGAUUGUCAGUCCAUGUCACCAAGAAUGUUACUGAUGAACUGAUACAUGAGAAGUAUUCAAAAGUUACAAGAUCUCCUGCACCUACUCCGAGAAGAGCUUCAUCGACACCAAGAAGACGACUAGAACCUUCAAAGACAUUUCAUGCUAGAACAGCUCACAAGGAGCAGCCUCCAUCGUCAAGGUCUUCAGCAAAUGAAACGGGUCAAGCCACACGGAGAGAGUCACUCCCCAUGCGUAUGAUCAAAACUCCUGAUAAGAGGCAGGCCACCGACAUUCUCACCAGAUUGAAAUCUCCUGACGUUUCAGUAAACUCUCCUCGAAUCGACAGAAUUGCUGAAUUCCCACUGGCAUCCUUUGAAACCCCAUUGCAUCGCAUCACAAAGCUCACAACGCCAUCUGUCAUUGAUCAAUCCAUUACCAAGGACAAGUGCACUUUCCAAGUGCUCCGAAGCAAUAGCGAAAACUACACUGACUCCCCUGACAUCGACCUUCUUGGUGCUGACAAUUCAUCUAGGAGUUCAUCUGAUUGGAGGCAGAGAAGGUUCGACACGAGGUCUUACCAGCAGAGAGCUGAGGCUCUGGAGGGAUUGCUUGAGUUCAGUGCCCAAUUGUUACAGCAGGAGAGGUUUGAGGAGUUGGGGAUCUUGCUGAAGCCAUUCGGACCCGGUAAGGCAUCUCCAAGAGAGACAGCUAUUUGGUUGUCAAGGAGUUUGAAAGAAACUGGACUAUAA